This is a messenger RNA of Populus nigra (black poplar), 1922 nucleotides long. Its product is annotated as probable galacturonosyltransferase-like 7. The transcript has a single exon. The record is from RefSeq and is a predicted model, not a curated record. Gene Ontology annotation, molecular function: glycosyltransferase activity. The coding region runs from base 583 to 1686 and encodes 367 amino acids. Lineage: Eukaryota; Viridiplantae; Streptophyta; Magnoliopsida; Malpighiales; Salicaceae. Gene Ontology annotation, cellular component: Golgi apparatus.
GUAGAUAACAGAUUUUUAUUUCCUAAAAUUAUUCUGCCACCAUUUACUAUUGCAUCUUAUUAUUCUUUUAUAAAAUUAGAGAGUUGGCCUUCUCUAUCUAUGGUGGAAAACAUACAAAGCUAAGCUGGAUAAAGAGAAGCAAAGCAAGGCAAAGCGCCCCCCCCACACUCUCUCUCUCUCUCUCUCUGCCCUGCUCCUCUCUUCUCUCUCCUCUCUUCUCUUUUCAUUUUAUUGAGGGAUAGGGUGCAGGUAAGGUGGGAGAGGGGGAGUAGAGUUCACGGUGGCGCACCCUAGCACCAGGGGUCUAAUUGUGCCCCCUGGUUCGUUUCGUGGAUUCUUGUAGUCGCUUCGUUCUCACGGUAAUACUACUUUGAAAGGAAAAGGGCGGAGAGAGAAUCGAAAGUUUCCUUUCAUUUAAUCCACCCAUCAACUGCUGCUACAGAGAGUGGAGACCAAGCAAGCCUGGCGGACCUCAAGGGAACCUUGGCGUUCCUUCGAUCGUCCCUUAUCUCAAUAGUGGCAGAUCGGUUCGACUUCAAAUCAAAGAAGAGGAGGAAGAGGAGAGGGAUUUACGGUGCGAAAAUGCUUUGGAUUCUACGAUUUUCAGGCUUCUUCUCUGCCGCUCUUGUCAUGAUUAUACUCUCUCCGUCUCUCCAAUCCUUCCCUCCAGCUGAAGCCAUUCACUCCUCCAAUCUCGACGGUCACCUCCGUUUCCCCCUUCUCCUCUCCCCUGCCGAUUCCCUCACCCAACUAUCCUUCCGAAAAUCGACUAUAUUCCGCAAUGCUGAUGAAUGCGGCUUCUCCGACCACCAAAGCAGAGGCAAGACCAGUGUCUGUGAUCCUUCAUUGGUCCACGUAGCGAUUACUCUCGACGUGGAGUAUCUUCGUGGCUCAGUUGCUGCUGUUCACUCAAUUCUGCAGCACUCAAUGUGUCCGGAGAAUGUGUUCUUCCAUUUUUUAGUAUCUGAGACCAAUCUGGAAUCCCUGGUUCGAUCCACUUUCCCUCAAUUGAAGUUCAAAGUUUAUUAUUUCGAUCCGGAGAUUGUUCGCAGCCUCAUUUCCACCUCAGUUAGGCAAGCGCUGGAGCAGCCACUCAAUUACGCUAGGAAUUAUCUGGCUGAUUUGCUUGAGCCAUGUGUUAAAAGAGUGAUUUAUUUGGACUCUGAUCUAGUUGUCGUUGAUGAUAUUGCAAAGUUGUGGACUACUAAUUUGGGUUCUAGAAUAAUCGGGGCUCCGGAAUAUUGCCACGCCAACUUCACUAAGUAUUUCACGGCGGCUUUCUGGUCCGAGAAGCGGUUUUCAGGGACAUUUCGGGGGCGGAAACCCUGUUACUUUAACACUGGAGUGAUGGUGAUAGAUCUGGUGAAAUGGAGAUGGGCCGGGUACACGAAGCGGAUUGAGAGGUGGAUGGAGAUCCAGAAGAGUCACCGGAUUUAUGAACUGGGUUCGUUGCCGUCGUAUCUUUUGGUGUUUGCGGGACACGUGGCGCCGAUUGAGCACCGGUGGAACCAACAUGGGUUAGGUGGUGAUAAUGUGAGAGGGAGUUGCCGGGACUUGCAUCCGGGUCCGGUUAGUCUAUUGCAUUGGUCAGGUAGUGGAAAGCCGUGGCUCAGGCUCGACUCAAAGCAACCGUGCCCUCUUGAUGCACUGUGGGCACCAUACGAUUUGUACGGACGCCCACCUUGAAAAACUCUACUCUACUCGCCGGUAAAUUAAUUACCCUUCAGGAAACCUUUUUUGUUAAUUUAUUUAUUUCUUUUUUUGUUUUAUAAUUUGUCAUAUUUUGGCAUUUGUUCUUCAUAUGACCUCAAUUUUUUUUUUAGUUUUAAUUUCAAGUCAUUUCUGAGGCGAUUUGUAUUCUAUUCUAUCAUCCCUGCCUUUGAAAAAUAAUAAUAAAAACAAGGGGGGCAUUCAAUUUGUUA